GAAUUUCUUUGAAAGUUUACAAGGUGAAAUUGUAGUAAAUAACAGUGUCCAAACUAAGUGAACCCGCGAUUAAGCAUAAUGAAGGAUAAAGAUACGAAUUGCUAUAUGAAGUACGUAUGGGAUUUACGUAUUUACGUAUACACAUGUAAUGAGGCUUGCCAAUCGCUCAAUGAUCCGUAAACUUAUCAAUUGGAACGAAUCGUGGAAAACGAUGAGAUUUUGUUUUAAUCGCUCGGCAAUUGCGAUUUGCCUCAUUUGGCAAUUUGACUCGUACGGGUCACUGAUUUUGUGACGGUAUUUAGACAUCGAUUGAAAUUUAGUGAACGAGUUAGAGUACCGGAAGCGGAAGAGGAACAUUGGUCCUGAAUGUCGGAGAAAGACAAGGGCCAGGACCACGAAGCUUAUACGAAAUUGUCCCUCCCGAAAUUCUUGGAGGGCGAAGAGGAUGCGGAGGUUACUUGGGAAAUUAUUACCAAGAGAUAUCCUAACCUUGCGCCACUUCUGCGCGAAAUGGAAACAGCCAUAAGUCGUGCCGAAAGUCUUCUGCAGGAGCUCAAGUCUCCUUACACCCAUAUACUUGGAAGUUCCAGCACCCUUCAGAUAUCCGAUUCCAUGGAGGAGAUUUACCCAGAUCGAAUUUUGAGUUCAUAUCAGUCUCAAGGAGUACAGGAGGAUUUUCACGAAAAAGAUGUUUCCGAGACGAAUGACGCGAAGAUACAAGUAAACGAGGAGUAUCUAGUCCCUGAGGAAGACGUCCAUAGCGAAUUCAUAACCUCAAAAUCCAUUGAGAAGGUCUACGUCGAGGAGGAAGAGAUUAAAGUAAUUACGCCCGAAGUCUCCGUUCAAGAUGAAUCAGAGGAUACGAAACAAAGAGAAGAUGAUGGUAAAAAAUCUGUGAGAAAUAUUGAAGAUAGUCCGAGGAUCUUUGCAUCAGGAGAUGACGAGCGAUCAACAAAGAACGACAGAAACGCUAAAAAUACUUCCGGCCUUGAAGGAUGGGCCAAAGUGGUGGAUGAGGGGGUUAUGCACAGUCUUUAUCCAACUACGGAGAGCGCUUUUAUACUGGACAAAGAUCAGGACGAUCAUCGUGCGUUCCUCGCUUCUGCUGAUGAGAAAAGAGAAGAUUCUAAGGAGCUCGAGAAGAAGUGUUUUUCAUCGAAAAAUAAUCCCCUGCACCAGGUAAUCACUGUGCAGGAUAUUCAAGAGGAAGAUCCUGCAUUGAGACGUGUCAAAACAAUUUCUACACUCAGCAAAGUAGUUGAUACGAGCAAACACAAUGAUGCUGAACUGAAAGCUUAUGAGAAAAAUCUCAUAAAAGGAACUAUCAAUGAACCGGAAGUCUUAUUAUCGGUUACCGAAAGUGAACCGGAUGGAGAAUUUAAAGAUCAAAGUCCAGGAAGAAUGAAAAAUUCAAAAACCAAUGAGAUAGAUACUCAGGGCAGUGGGGAUGAAUCCAUCACUAGCAGUGAUUCGGCCAGUCACGUUGUUAAAUUAUAUAGACUCUGCGAAAAGGAAAAAGCUCCGGAACCGAUCUUCAUCGUAAACCAAAAAAUGAUUCUAGGUGGUUUGAAAUACAAUGUGACGUGUAAAGCACUCGGCCUCAUUUCUCGUGGUUCUGGAUCAAGCGUAGUGGAUGCUAGAAGAAAGGCUGCCAAAGCUCUGAUUCAAAAGCAUCGUAAAAUUUCCAAAAAUCCUUCCAGCAAAAACUAAUUAUUUAUCACUCCUACUAUAUCUAUAUAUUUACAUACAAAU
Molecule: messenger RNA, 1752 nt
Organism: Cephus cinctus (wheat stem sawfly)
Lineage: Eukaryota; Metazoa; Arthropoda; Insecta; Hymenoptera; Cephidae
Exons: 7
Coding region: 367-1710 (447 amino acids)
Source: RefSeq, a predicted model, not a curated record